UAUAUAUUAAGAAAUUGUGAGGUUGAAAAUAAGUAGUAUUAAAACUAUAUGUUAUAAUCUUUAUAUUACCUUUGAUAUUAAUCAUGGUGUUACUACUUACUAGUGAGUUGUUUGCAGCAACUAUAAUAUAUAUCAUAUUACAUAUUAUUAUUUCAAAAUUAAUAGCCACCCUCCGGGAGCGGAGGUGGCGGCUACCGCCAGGUCCAACGGGGUUUCCGGUGAUCGGAGCACUUCCACUUUUAGGUUCUAUGCCACAUGUUGCACUUGCAAAAAUGGCCAAAAAAUAUGGACCUAUUAUGUAUUUAAAAGUUGGUACAUGUGGUAUGGUUGUUGCUUCUACCCCUAAUGCUGCUAAAGCUUUCUUGAAAACACUUGAUAUUAAUUUCUCCAAUCGUCCACCAAAUGCAGGUGCCACACAUUUGGCCUAUAAUGCCCAAGACAUGGUUUUUGCACCCUAUGGACCUCGUUGGAAGUUGCUACGGAAAUUGAGCAACUUACACAUGCUAGGUGGGAAAGCCUUAGAAGAUUGGGCUAAUGUCCGCGCCAAUGAGCUAGGCCACAUGCUAAAAUCGAUGCUCGACGCUAGCCGGGAGGGCGAACGCGUGGUGGUGGCGGAUAUGUUGUCGUUCGCGAUGGCAAACAUGAUUGGUCAAGUGAUAUUAAGUAAGAGAGUGUUUGUGGAAAAAGGGGCGGAGGUCAAUGAAUUUAAGAACAUGGUCGUGGAAUUGAUGACAGUAGCAGGAUAUUUUAAUAUUGGUGAUUUUAUUCCUAAAUUAGCUUGGAUGGAUUUACAAGGGAUUGAAAAAGGGAUGAAAAGUUUGCACAAAAAGUUUGAUGAUUUAUUGACAAAAAUGUUGGAUGAACAUGAAGCAACUAGUUAUGAAAGAAAAGGGAAACCUGAUUUUCUUGAUGUUGUUAUGGCAAAUAGGGAUAAUUCUGAAGGAGAAAAGCUCAGUACAACAAAUAUCAAAGCACUUUUAUUGAAUUUGUUCACAGCUGGUACAGACACUUCAUCAAGUGCAGUAGAAUGGGCACUUGCUGAAAUGAUGAAAAAUCCCCAAAUUUUCCAAAAAGCACAACAAGAAAUGGACCAAAUAAUUGGCAAAAAUAGACGUUUAAUUGAAUCUGAUAUUCCAAAUCUCCCUUAUUUACGUGCAAUUUGCAAAGAAACAUUUCGAAAACACCCUUCAACGCCACUAAAUCUCCCUCGGAUGUCGAGCGAGCCGUGCACGGUCGAUGGUUACUACAUACCAAAAAAUACUAGGCUCAGCGUCAACAUAUGGGCGAUUGGACGAGAUCCUGACGUGUGGGAGAAUCCGUUCGAGUUCAAUCCCGAGAGGUUUCUGAGCGGAAAAAACACAAAGAUUGAACCUCGAGGGAAUGAUUUCGAGUUAAUUCCAUUUGGUGCAGGACGAAGGAUUUGCGCGGGGACAAGGAUGGGAAUAGUGAUGGUGGAGUAUAUAUUGGGAACUUUGGUUCAUUCAUUUGAUUGGAAAUUACCAAAUGGUGUUAUUGAUAUUAAUAUGGAAGAAUCUUUUGGAUUAGCUUUGCAAAAAGCCGUCCCUCUUGAAGCUAUGGUUACUCCAAGGUUACCUUUGGAUGUUUAUCUUUGCUGAUCUAGCGAGUCUUUCUAACUCGCCUAUAGUGCAACAUGUCUGUUGAAGACUGUCACAUAAGAAACUCAGCUAUUAACUACAUAUAAAAAUAUUGAUAAUGCUAUAUCCCCAAAGGAUAUGUUUUGUAAUUUGUUUGGCUUUCUUCUAAUAAAUUUUUAUGCUUGUGGAUUUUUUUUCUUG
Messenger RNA from Solanum dulcamara, 1796 nucleotides. Its product is annotated as flavonoid 3',5'-hydroxylase. The transcript has 3 exons. The record is from RefSeq and is a predicted model, not a curated record. The coding region runs from base 84 to 1616 and encodes 510 amino acids. Gene Ontology annotation, molecular function: iron ion binding; heme binding; oxidoreductase activity, acting on paired donors, with incorporation or reduction of molecular oxygen. Lineage: Eukaryota; Viridiplantae; Streptophyta; Magnoliopsida; Solanales; Solanaceae.